This is a messenger RNA of Linnemannia hyalina, 1632 nucleotides long. Lineage: Eukaryota; Fungi; Mortierellomycota; Mortierellomycetes; Mortierellales; Mortierellaceae. The record is from the annotation of a GenBank genome assembly.
AUGUCGUCGGCAAACACGAACACCAUGGAAAUCGAAUCUAGCGAUGUGAUUCGCCUUAUCCAACAGUUCUUGAAGGAAAACAACCUCCUCAGGACUCUUGCGACUCUUCAGGAGGAAACGACCGUGGCGAUGAACACCGUGGAGAGUGUCGAGGCAUUUUCGUCCGAGAUUUUGCAAGGCCACUGGGAUAAUGUUCUCCGUAUCGUCUCCCAGCUAAAGAUUCCCGAGAAGAAGCUCAUGGACCUUUAUGAGCAGAUUGUCAUCGAGCUUGUAGAACUUAAGGAGAUUGGAACAGCAAGGACACUGCUGCGUCAGACCAACCCUACUCAACUACUUCGGGAUCAGUUUCCGGAUCGAUACUUGCAUCUGGAGCAUGUGCUUUCGCGUUCGCAGUUUGAUCCCAAGGAGGCAUACCCCAACGGCGUGUCGAAGGAAAAGCGGAGACAAAUCAUUGCUCAGGCACUGUCCAGUGAGGUCACUGUCGUGGCACCCUCGAGACUGAUGACUCUUCUUGGACAGGCGCUGAAGUUUCAAGAGCAACAGGGAAUGUUGCCACCCGAUUCUGCAUAUGACCUCUUCAGAGGUACCGUGCCUGUUGUUCAGGCAGAGACCGACGAUGUUCCUUCAAAAUGCUACAACACCAUCAAGUUCCCCAAGAAUCAGCAUGCAGAAUGUGUUGCAUUUUCCCCAAACGGUCAAUAUCUUGUCACAGGAAGCGCGGAUGGUUUUAUUGAGAUCUGGAACUACCUCACGGCUAAGCUUCGCAAGGAUCUCAAAUAUCAGGCCGAGGACAAUUUGAUGGCUAUGGAGUCAGCAGUUCUUUGUUUGGGUUUCAGCAAGGACAGCGAGAUGUUGGCGUCAGGAGCACAGGACGGAAAAAUCAAAGUCUGGAAGAUUCAAACAGGACAAUGUCUUCGACGAUACUCGCCUGCUCAUCAAGGAGGUGUCACAUCUGUCUGCUUUUCGCCGGAUGGUACCCAGAUCCUCAGCGCGUUGCAUGGAUUGAAGUCGGGCAAGAUGCUCAGAGAGUUUAGAGGACAUACUUCGUUUGUGAACCAUGCAUCCUUUUCUCUCGAUGGUACUCAGGUUAUCACCUCCAGUUCAGAUGGCACUAUCAAGAUUUGGGAUUACAGGACAGCGGGCUGCAUAAGAUCUUUCUCACCGCACGACGGUACAGGCACAAUGGCAGGCGCGGCAGGUCUGACUGUGAACUCGAGCAUACCCUUCCCCAAACCCAACCAAGUCCUCGUCUGUCUGAAAUCCCCCACAGCCUAUCUGUUGACCAUGGACGGCGCACCGAUCCGCAAGUUCACAUCACCCGAGAGUCUGACCGAGGGCGCGGUCAAGGACGCGACGGUGGCCAAGGCAGCAGCAGGAACUGAUUCGGCGAGGAAGGAAGGGUUGGGCGUACCGCUGACGGAUUAUGUGGCUGUGGCGUUAUCACCCCAGGCGGAGAUUGUGUACUGUCUAGCCGAGAAUAGCCAGGUGCACUGUUUUUAUUCGGAUACUGCAAAGGUGAUCAAGUCGAUCCCCAUUGCGGACAGCGAGGUGAUUGGAAUGGCUUCGCAUCCGUUAUCGAACGUGUUGGCUAUCUAUACCGUCGAUGGACGCGUCUUGCUCUGGAAGGCGUAG